Jaculus jaculus (lesser Egyptian jerboa) is the source of this 1795-nucleotide messenger RNA. It is a transcript of the gene Mtarc2, whose product is annotated as mitochondrial amidoxime reducing component 2. Gene Ontology annotation, biological process: nitrate metabolic process. The transcript is spliced from 8 exons. Gene Ontology annotation, molecular function: pyridoxal phosphate binding; molybdopterin cofactor binding; nitrate reductase activity. Lineage: Eukaryota; Metazoa; Chordata; Mammalia; Rodentia; Dipodidae. Gene Ontology annotation, cellular component: mitochondrial inner membrane. The record is from RefSeq and is a predicted model, not a curated record. The coding region runs from base 16 to 1044 and encodes 342 amino acids.
UGUUCCUGGCCGGCCAUGGGCUCGGGCUCGUCCGCGCUGGCCCGCCUCGGCCUCCCGGGCUCCCGGCUCCCCGCGCAGCCCCGGCCCGCCUGGCUCGGGGUCGCCGCGCUGGGACUGGCCGCGCUGGCGCUGGGGGCGGCGGCCUGGCACCGGAGGCGGUCCCGGAGGCCGCGGCGGCUGCAGCAGGUGGGCACCGUGUCGAAGCUGUGGAUCUACCCGAUCAAGUCCUGCAAGGGGGUGUCGGUGAGCUCGGCCGAGUGCACGGCCAUGGGGCUGCGCCGCGGCCGGGUGCGCGACAGGUUUUGGCUGGUGAUUAAGGAAGAUGGGCACACAGUCACUGCCCGGCAGGAGCCUCGCCUUGUGCUGGUCUCCAUCACCUUGGAGAACGACUGUCUGAGCCUCACGGCCCCAGGCAUGGGUCAGCUGGUCGUGCCCAUCAAGCUGCCUUCUUCCAACAAGAUCCACGACUGCAGGAUAUUUGGCCUGGACAUUAAAGGCAGAGACUGCGGCAAUGAGGCAGCACAGUGGUUCACCGACUACCUGAAAACAGAGCCGUACAGGCUGGUUCAGUUUGAAACAUCCAUGAAGGGAAGAACAGCAAAGAAAAUUUUCCCUUCUGAAACAUACCUUCAGAAUUACCAGGUGGCCUACCCAGACUGCAGCCCCCUCCUGAUCCACACCGAGGCCUCACUGGCAGAUCUCAACACCCGGAUGGAGAAGAAAAUUACAAUGGAGUACUUCAGGCCAAACAUCGUGGUGACCGGCUGUGACGCUUUUGAGGAGGACAGCUGGGAUGAACUCCUCAUCGGGGAUGUGGAAAUGAAAAAGGUGUUGUAUUGCCCCAGGUGCAUUUUGACCACGGUGGACCCUGACACUGGAAUUAUAGACAGGAAAGAGCCACUGGAGACCCUGAAGAGCUACCGCCUAUGUGAUCCUUCUGAGCGACAUAUAUACAAGGCGUCCCCGCUUUUUGGGGUCUAUUAUUCAGUGGAAAAAACUGGAACCCUGAGAGUUGGCGACCCUGUAUAUCGGAUGGUGGAGUGAUGGAUGCACCAUGGUGACACGCAUCCAAGGCACGUUGACUGGCAGAGCUUCGGUGACUCCCGACUCCCUGUGUCGACCGUGUUUCCUUUAGAAAUGGAUCUCAACUUGUGAUUUUCAGAGUUGUGUGUGCUCUGAGUUCAUGCCGGAGAAUAUCACAGCUGCCUUGGGAAUCUGAGGGUAAUGAAGGCUUUUCAAAUGAACAAAAUUAUCUGCAAAAUUACUCUAAAUGUUACCACAGCUGCCACAUUUUUCUAAUCACUGACUUUAAUGUUGAUGAAUAAAAAAAGUUUCAAGAAGGAAUUGAAAUGCUGCCAUUAAAAAAAGAAAAAAGCUUGUACACUUUACUACCUGUUGUAGUUUAAGGUAAAAUGGGCAAAUAGUACAAUGUCUUAAUAUGCCUCUACAUGUUAACAUACUCAAAAAUGCCUGUAGUUGGUCCUGACCUGGCUGAAAGGCUUCCUGUUGGGUUUUCAUUCAUGCAUUUUUUUUCUUCAUGUAACAUUAUGGAACCAGGAUUAUACUUAUAUGUGGAAAUAGACUGUUUUCUAUUAGAUUUUGAUUCUGUUAGACCAUAUUACAUUUUAUCUGUAACUGCCAAUAUAUCAUUUUUAUUUCUAAACAAGAAAUGAAUUUUUAAAAAACAGGAAUGUGAGGAAGAAUCAUAAAGGUCUUUUUAAGAUUCAUAUAUAUUUUUAUAGCCCAGAGAAAUGGACUAGUUUGAUACAAGUAAAUAAAAAUCACUAAUCUGAAA